GACUUUUAAAAUUAUCGAUACCCGUCGAAAUGUUCAAACAUUUGGUCGCCGUUGCCGUGGUGCUCCUGUCGAGUCACUUUGCGGAACUCGAAGCUCACUCCGUUCCGGUCACUAACCUGAAGAGGGUGCAGCAAGAUGGUGCUCCGCUUUCACCGAUACUCUGGACCAAUUUGAAUCCAGAGGACGAUGUCCAAGUGCUCCCGCCGGUUAUAACGACCAAUUUGGACCCCGAAGAAGAGGUCGAGGUCCUGCCGCCGUCGGUGCAAGAGCAAAACGAAGACGAAAAGCUUGACCUGCCGAAGGAGAAGGAGGUCGAAAAACCUGCCGCCCAAGGGAGCGACGAAGACAGCGGUAGCGGCGAAAGCGACGAGAAAAAAGAGAGAAACGACAGCGACGACAGCGACAGCGAUGAAAGCCGAGGAAAGGAUAACAGCGACGACGAAGAUGAGAAGCAACAGAAAGACGAAAGCGAGGAACGAAAAGAGGACGAGAGCGAGGCAGUAGAAGAUAAAGAAGAGAAGGAAGACCGCACCCAUGAAGAAAAAGAUUAUGAUGACGAAGAUGAGAAGGCACAGAAACAAGAAAGCGAGGAAAAAAAAGAGGAUGAGAUCGAGGCAGUAGAAGAUAAAGAAGAGAAGGAAGACCGCACCCAUGAAGAAAACGAUGACGAUGAUUAUGACCAGGAAGAUGAGAAGGCACAGAAACAAGAAAGCGAGGAACAAAAAGAGAAAGAGAGCGAGGCCGUAAAUGAGAACGAAGAGAAAGGUGAUAAAGACGAAGAUGAGAAGCAACAGAAAGAAGACGACGAAAAACCAAAAGAGAACGAUGGCGAGGUCGUAGAAGAAGAAGAAGCGAAGGAAGGCGAACAGGAAGAAGAUAAUGAACAAGAAACUGGGACGGAAGAAGUGCCAGAAAAAAAUGAAGACGCCGAAGAGGAAAAUGACGAAGACAAAGUAGAAGCAGGAAAAGACGACGGUGAGGAAGCAGAACAAGAUUCAGAUGGUCCCGCGAACGAUUCAAAAGAUCCCGCGGCGGAAGUCGAUGUCGAAAAAGAGGAUGGAAAAGUCGAAGCCGAAGUAGAGAAGGGGGAAAGCGACAUCUUACUCUCCGAGUGCAAGCAGUGCUUCGGGCAGCUGCUUGAACUCAUUGUCGCCCUACAGGGUGCCUUUUAAACGAAUAAAUAUUUUCAACUGAA
Messenger RNA from Cylas formicarius (sweet potato weevil), 1195 nucleotides. Its product is annotated as cilia- and flagella-associated protein 251-like. The transcript has a single exon. The coding region runs from base 30 to 1172 and encodes 380 amino acids. Lineage: Eukaryota; Metazoa; Arthropoda; Insecta; Coleoptera; Brentidae. The record is from RefSeq and is a predicted model, not a curated record.